UAAAUGUUUGUUUGCGGACCGCCAGUAUAUCAUAGAAGAAGAAUAAGCUUUCUAGCCGAGUAGAUAAACAAACUUAUUAUUAGGUUUGUAUAGCGAUUAAUGGAGAUUUAAUUAACUACCAUAUACAACUCAAUUAGUUCUCGUUUCGUUAUAUUCAAAUAAUCAGUGUUCGCAUCACUGUUUACCUGAAGAGUAGUAGCGCAUGUUGGAGAUAACCAACGUUAGCUAACUAUCUCAAUAUGGAAAGAACGCGGGAGCAACAUGGCAUGCAAUGGUCGCAGGGUUAGCUAGUCAACUUACUUGGUUUCAAAGUUUGGUAGCAAAAGACAUCUAUCAGGCUGUAAGAAAUUUGGAAUUUUGUGACCAGGGAUCGAGAAUUUGAGACAAGUUCGACUGCAAUCAGAUCCACGCGUCGUCAUGGCUUGGGCUCUGAAGUUGCCACUCACUGAUGAGGUGAUUGAAUCAGGUCUGGUCCACGACUUUGAUGCCAGUCUUUCUGGCAUUGGACAAGAGCUUGGAGCUGGGGCGUACAGUAUGAGCGACGUGCUGGCCCUCCCCAUCUUUAAGCAGGAGGAGUCUAACCUGCCGCCUGACAGUGAGAACAAGAUUCUUCCUUUCCAGUAUGUUCUGUGUGCAGCGACCUCGCCUGCUAUCAAACUGCACGAUGAAACACUUACCUACCUCAACCAAGGACAAUCUUAUGAAAUUCGAAUGCUUGACAAUCGGAAAUUGGGUGAGCUCCCAGAAAUCACUGGCAAAAUGGUGAAGAGCAUCAUCCGCGUGGUCUUCCAUGACCGGCGUCUUCAGUACACAGAGCACCAGCAGCUGGAGGGCUGGCGCUGGAACAGGCCUGGAGACCGCAUCCUCGACCUGGAUAUCCCCAUGUCAGUUGGCAUGGUCGAUCCCAGGGCUAACCCUACUCAGCUUAACACUGUGGAGUUCCUGUGGGACCCUUCAAAAAGAACCUCGGUUUUUAUCCAGGUUCACUGCAUCAGCACAGAGUUCACUAUGCGGAAGCAUGGGGGAGAGAAGGGCGUGCCUUUCCGCAUCCAGAUCGACACUUUCAAAGAGAAUGAUGGCGAAGAGUAUACAGAGCACUUGCAUUCUGCCAGCUGUCAGGUCAAAGUCUUCAAGCCUAAAGGUGCAGACAGGAAGCAGAAGACAGACCGAGAGAAGAUGGAAAAGAGGGCGCCUCAGGAGAAGGAGAAAUACCAGCCCUCGUAUGAAACCACCAUCCUAACAGAGUGCUCUCCCUGGCCAGAGGUCACCUAUGUAAAUAACUCUCCAUCGCCUGGCUUCAACAGCUCACACAACAGUUUUCCAGUGGCAGAGGGCAAUGGAUCCCCCAGUCACCAGCCAGAGCUAGUUGUUCAGGUAGCAGAUAUUGAAAGCUGUCUGACUGAUACAAUUUUGCCAUCCCAUCUACUUACAAGAGACGGUGAAAGUAUCCAUCAGAACCUGUUACCCACGGCAACACCACAGGAUGCACAGCAGUGGCUCCAUAGAAACCGCUUUUCACCGUUCUGUCGGCUUUUCACUAAUUUCUCAGGAGCUGAUCUGUUGAAGCUGACCAGGGAAGAUGUCAUUCAGAUAUGUGGGCCAGCAGAUGGUAUUAGGCUCUUCAACGCGUUGAAAGGACGGGUGUUACGUCCCAGGCUGACGGUGUAUGUGUGCCAGGAGUCCCAGCAGGCUCGGGAACAGCAGCAGAAACACGAGAACGGAGACGCAGCUAGCAGCACUUUUUUCGUGUACCAUGCCAUCUACCUGGAGGAUUUGACAGCAGUUGAGCUGACAGAGAAGAUCGCUCAGCUCUUCAACAUCUCACCCAGACAGAUCAGUCAGAUCUUUAAACAGGGACCCACUGGUAUACAUGUCCUGGUCAGUGACGAGAUGAUUCAAAACUUCCAGGAUGAAGUAUGUUUUGUUUUGGAUACAAUGAAAGCCGAGACGAACGACGGCUACCACAUCAUCCUGAAAUGAAAACUGUCUGGGGGAUUGUCUAGCCCCCGCUCUCUCCUGACACCCAAACCUGCCAGCCCCUCUACAGCCUCAGCCCCUGAUGUACCUUGACCGUGCUGAAGAUGACCCGAUCGUUUCGCUCAACGGUUCUCUAGAGGCUGCUCGCUACGGGGAACAUUUUGACUGAAGCACCUUGCCCAUCCUCGAUACCUUAUUGUCUUAUUUUAAAGGAGUGACACUAUUUGAGCUGCCAUAUUGAUGCAACUCUCCAGUCUCCUCCCAUGCUAAAAACCCUUUUUAAAUGGUUGCAUUUUCCUGCUUUGUUGCUCAUAUGUUUGAAAAAGAGAAUCGACUGCUUCAGAAUCAACGACUUUGCUGUCUUGUUUUUAGAAUUCAGUGUUGCAUGGAAAGGGAUCCACAACAAGAGAUGCAGAGUGCGUAUGGUCUCCGGUCUCCAUCUCCUCCUCCCACUAGGCUGCUGGACAUCAAAGAGUCGUUUUGUGAGGACCGUGGUCAUGGUUAAGUAGCUACGGCAACAAAGCUUGCACAGGAUAUAAAAUCUUAACUAGGUUAAAGAUACAAAAGCGUUCUAAUAUCCCAUAAUUCUUUGCAUAAAUGCGGAAGCAUUCUAGACCACGGGACCAGCAAUGUGAGCGAAACAAUUGUAGAUAAUUUACUCAGCAAGCAUAUAACAUAACUGUUUUAUUCAUUUAUAGGUUUUUCAAAUGAUCUACAGCCAUUUUAUUACUUGGAUUUCCUGACCGCUGAUCAUGUCAUGCCAGCAGCAUACCACCCUGCAUACCACUGCUGGCUUGCUUCUGAAGCUAAGCAGGGUUGGUCCUGGUCAGUCCCUGGAUGGGAGACCAGAUGCUGCUGGAAGUGGUGUUGGAGGGCCAGUAGGAGGCACUCUUUCCUCUGGUCUAAAAAAUAUCCCAAUGCCCCAGGGCAGUGAUUGGGGACACUGCCCUGUGUAGGGGGGAUGUUUCGGAUGGGACUUUAAAAUGGGUGUCCUGACUCUCUCUGAGGUCAUUAAAGAUCCCAUGCCACUUAUCGUAAGAGUAAGGGUGUUAACCCUGGUGUCCUGGCUAAAUUCCCAAUCUGGCCCUCAAAAUCAUCAUGGCCACCUAAUAAUCCCCAGUUUACAAUUGGCUCAUUCAUCCCCCUCCUCUCCCCUGUAACUAUUCCCCAGGUCGUUGCUGUAUGAGAACGUGUUCUCAGUCAACUUACCUGGUAAAAUAAAAAAUGUUUUCAAUGCUGAUCCUGUGGAAUCCAACAGCGGCGCUGGUCCCAUGAAUUUGUUUAUUUGGAAUUAUCCAGGUUAGGACCAAGUAAUAUCUUCAACCUAAAAUCUUAACAGGAAGUCAUAAUGGAAAAUGAAAGGGACACCUGUAGCAUAUAUGAGAUCCCCUCUGUUCUCCCAAUGAGCGCUGUGCUCCUGUGAAAGCCCACAUCUGUCAAGUUGUAUUUUUCGUCCAUCUGUGCAGCUUUUCUAGGUCUUUAAUCACUGUCAAGUCUGUGUCAGUAUACUGUUCUGUUCAUGCCUCCCCCUUAUUCAUUAAACCGAUUGACAUCACUUUCUUUAUUGACCACACACCGUGGCAACACCAGCAACCUACUAGUCUCUGUCUUGCCCGCUAUCCCUAUUUACCGUUAUACUGUAUCACUUUACAGUGUCAUUAAGAUGGUUUUGGACAAUUUGUUAACUUUUUUUUGUAGUAGAUGGUUGUUUAAAAGUGUGAAUUUUGAAUCAUGUUUUACUUUGACUGUUUUCAUAAACGUGUAAACAGACUUGUGUUUCUACCUUGUUUAAAGAGAAGCAGUCUACAUUGUUUUGGGAUAUUACCACUAUCAAGUAUUAAUAUAUAGUAGUGGGUUGUUCAGGGUACACCAAAGCUGCAUGUGGAAAGCUAGAGUUGGUUCCCAUUCAAUAAGGUUCUACUGAACGCUAGAUGUUGUCCACCUUUGCCCCUCAUCCAAGUCAUCAGAACGAUUAAACUACUUACCCAUA
This is a messenger RNA of Salvelinus fontinalis (brook trout), 3967 nucleotides long. RefSeq names its product transcription factor CP2. Gene Ontology annotation, molecular function: DNA-binding transcription activator activity, RNA polymerase II-specific; RNA polymerase II cis-regulatory region sequence-specific DNA binding. Gene Ontology annotation, cellular component: nucleus. The transcript is spliced from 18 exons. Gene Ontology annotation, biological process: regulation of transcription by RNA polymerase II. NCBI's taxonomy places the organism in Eukaryota, Metazoa, Chordata, Actinopteri, Salmoniformes, Salmonidae. The record is from RefSeq and is a predicted model, not a curated record. Bases 418 to 1980 code for a protein of 520 amino acids.